AUGGCGCAGCCGCCGCCGCCACGGUGGGAACUGGAACGCGAGGUCUGGCUCGCCUGCGCUGGUCCCUACGCCCGCCUCCCCGCCACAGGCUCCCGGGUUUACUACUUCCCCCGCGGUCACGUCGACCAGUGCCGCGGCGCCCAUCUCCCUGUUCAGCCCGACGAAGCCUUGCCCUGCACCGUCUCUGCGGUCGAGCUCUUCUACCACGCCGCCAUUGACGACCCGUACGCCAUCAUCACCCUCCUCCCUAACGACGGGCAAGGGCAAGCGCAACCCUCCGACCACCAGGCCAACCCCACCGGCAGCAGGUCCGCCGCAUAUUUCGUCAAACAGCUCUCGUCCGAGAACAACAAAGAAGCUUUGGAUGUCCCAAAGGACUGUGCCGAGUCUCUCCUCCUAAAUCUCAACCACAACACUGAGAAGCAGACUCUGCACUUGCUCGAUAUGCAGCGGAAGGAGUUGCAGUUCGGCCACAGCGGCGACGAUCGCCUCACCACCGGCUGGGAUCAGUACUUCCGGGACAAGCAGCUGAUGCUCCGCCUUGACGCCGUCGUCUUCAUCCGCAGCGCGAACGACCAGCUUCUUAUCGGCCCGCGACGCAGCUUAUGGAGCGAACACCACGCGCGCGAGCAGGUCCAGGACGUCAUGGGAGCGGCGGCGGCGAGAGUGGCUGGAGGGCCGUUCAGGGUCACCUACUACCCGCGGCAGGGCUGGGACUUCGUGGUGCCGACAGAAGAGGUGGACACCGCGGACGCGCGGAACAUCGAUUGGCAGCCCGGGAUGAAGGUGCGCAUGGUCUGCCCCGUGGACGAUCACGAGCUAGAAUCGAGCAGGGCCCAAAGGCGGAACUCCUACGAGGGCACCGUCACCGCCGUGAACAACACCACCUGGUGCAAACUUGAGAUAGAUUGGAAAACUGGCUUUCGGUCGUCACCAAAACCAUGGAUUGCCGAUAUCCCAGCAAGACAAGUCAAUGUAUGGCGAGUUGAAUUGCAGGGAGACUCAUCUCCCGGGAAGAAGCGCAAGACGACACAGAGUCACAAUUCUGCUGCAGGACAUCGAUCCAAGAAGUCGAAGGUGCCUCGGGCGUGAAGAUGGCCCCAGGAGUUGCGCCGGUUGAUGGGACUCCUAAAGACGAUAACCCUGCGAAAA
This is a messenger RNA of Brachypodium distachyon (stiff brome), 1152 nucleotides long. RefSeq names its product auxin response factor 13-like. Gene Ontology annotation, cellular component: nucleus. Lineage: Eukaryota; Viridiplantae; Streptophyta; Magnoliopsida; Poales; Poaceae. The record is from RefSeq and is a predicted model, not a curated record. Gene Ontology annotation, molecular function: DNA binding. The transcript has 2 exons. The coding region runs from base 1 to 1092 and encodes 363 amino acids. Gene Ontology annotation, biological process: response to hormone; regulation of DNA-templated transcription.